Angiostrongylus costaricensis is the source of this 495-nucleotide messenger RNA. NCBI's taxonomy places the organism in Eukaryota, Metazoa, Nematoda, Chromadorea, Rhabditida, Metastrongylidae. The record is from the annotation of a GenBank genome assembly.
AUGGUCAGUAAGGACGUUUUAAACCACCGAGAAGACGAUCAAACGCAGUGCAUGUCGUACGGAGAUUCAAAUGAAGAAUCUUCGUAUAGGCGCGCGAGCGAGGACUACACUUGCGCCUAUUCCGCAAACCGGCAGUGCUUUGACGAUUUUCAUGAACAGUUCCACUGUCGUCAGAAUGAUUCCAUGGAUGAGGAUCGCUGGAUACAAAAGGUGGAAGACCGACGGAACAGCAGGCCUUCACUUCCUGUUAACGAGGAACGUGUCAGUGAAUGUCAGGGGCACAGAUGUUUGCUGUUGCAGACGAAGUCAAAAGAAUCGCGAUGGCUUCUGAAGGAUUCGGAAACGGACGAAAGCAUUGAGCAAAGACGUGAUUCUGUGGUUAUGUGUCGAUAUAACCCGGCACACGUUCUUGACGAAGUCGACAUCGGUUCGCAUGAAAAAUCCUGCAAAGAUCGAUCUCUUCUCAAGUGCUAUGGUAUCCAGUUCAACCGAUGA